AUGAAAUUAAUAGCAUACUCCAGUAUUAUCUACGAGAUGAUAUUGGUUAGGCAUGGCCUAAUGAUUGUUGGGGAUCCAAUGGGUGGAAAAACACAAGCUUAUCAAACAUUGGCAAAUGCUUUAAGCCAACUGGCUGAGCAGCAAGAAAUGAAUGAAAAUCCUGUGAUAUAUGGAAUAAUUAAUCCCAAGUCAAUCCUUAUGGGUCAACUUUAUGGGCAAUUUGAUCCUGUCUCCCACGAGUGGUCUGAUGGGAUACUGGCGGUGAUGUUUCGAGAGUUCGCAGUUGCCCAAGAUACUCGUCGACGCUGGAUACUCUUUGAUGGACCAGUGGAUGCUGUGUGGAUCGAGAAUAUGAACACAGUUCUUGAUGAUAACAAGAAGCUCUGCUUGAUGUCUGGAGAGAUUAUUCAAAUGUCAAAUCAAAUGAAUUUAAUUUUUGAGCCAGCAGACCUGGAACAGGCUAGCCCAGCAACUGUAUCUCGAUGUGGAAUGAUCUAUAUGGAGCCAAUGCAGCUUGGUUGGCGGCCGUCAGUUCAAUCAUAUAUCCAGCACAAUUUGCCUGAAGUAAAUAAUAUUAAUAAUGGGUAG
Messenger RNA from Protopolystoma xenopodis, 588 nucleotides. Lineage: Eukaryota; Metazoa; Platyhelminthes; Monogenea; Polystomatidea; Polystomatidae. The record is from the annotation of a GenBank genome assembly.